Molecule: messenger RNA, 1509 nt
Organism: Trichoderma atroviride IMI 206040
Lineage: Eukaryota; Fungi; Ascomycota; Sordariomycetes; Hypocreales; Hypocreaceae
Biological process (GO): L-arginine biosynthetic process
Cellular component (GO): mitochondrial matrix; cytoplasm
Molecular function (GO): acetylglutamate kinase activity; N-acetyl-gamma-glutamyl-phosphate reductase (NADP+) activity
Source: RefSeq, a predicted model, not a curated record
AUGCUCUCUGCACCUUGGCGCAGGCUGGCACUACGAGCCAAGCCAGUCUCAAGUGCUGUGCCCAAGACCUCCCGAAUCCUCCUCGGCCGCAACCUCAAUAAGUUGUCAAACACCACGACCUUGCGAUAUUCUUCUACUGCCGGGAAUGUCACCAGGGAAAUUGUGAGCCAGGCUUUGCGGUCCAUCGGAUCUAAAAGGGAGUCCCAGCAAUGGCUUAAGCUUUUCAGUUCUGCCCAGACCUUCUGUGUGCUGAAAGUAGGCGGUGCUAUAAUCCAAGAGAACCUUGAAGAUCUUUGCCGCAGCUUGCUGUUCCUGAGUGAGCUGGGAUUGAGUCCGGUGCUGGUGCACGGCGCGGGGCCGCAGCUGAACCGCUUGCUCGAGGAGGCUGGCAUCGAGCCUCAAUUUUCAGAGGGCAUACGCAUCACCGACGCCAAGACCCUUGGUAUUGCCCGCAAGCUGUUUCUUGAGGAGAACCUCAAGCUUACAGAUAAACUUGACCAGCUUGGUGUUGCCACUAGGUCCCUCAGCGGUGUCUUUAUGGCUGAUUACCUUGAUAAAGAGAAAUGGGGCUAUGUUGGCAAGAUCACAAAAGUCAAUUCCGCCCCAAUCACACAUGCCCUUAAAGCCGGCUAUUUACCUAUAAUGACAUCCCUAGCAGAGUCCGAGGAUGGGAGACUUCUUAACGUGAACGCAGAUGUUGCUGCUGCUGAACUCGCUCGCGCCCUUGAACCCCUCAAGGUAGUGUACCUAUCUGAAAAGGGGGGGUUAUUUAAUGGUAGUGGCAGCAAAAUAUCUCAGAUUAACCUUGAUGAGGAGUACGACGAUCUCAUGUCUCAGCCAUGGUGUAGAUACGGAACUCGUCUAAAGAUUAAGGAGAGUAAAGAACUCCUCGAUACUCUUCCACAAAGCUCUAGUGUCACUAUCAUUCACCCUAGUGAUCUUUUAAAAGAGUUGUUUACUAACUCUGGAGCUGGUACCUUGAUUCGUCGUGGAGACAAGAUUCAAAAGGUAUCCUCACUUGAUGAAUUUCAAGAUCUUAACAGAAUUAGAGAGAUCCUUACUGGGGACUAUAAAGAUCCCAACACCAAGGCUACAGUGGAUCGCUUCAUGGAGCUUCUUGCAGCAAACCCCUUUACGGCUUACUAUGAUGAUAGCAUGUCAUGUCUUGCCAUCGUCCUUCCACCUUCUGCAAACAGGCCUAUAGCUACUCUAGCUACCCUUAAUAUUACCAAGUCCGGAUGGCUUAGUAAUGUGGUUGAGAACGUCUUUUCGGCUAUAAGAAAGGAUCACCCUUCUCUCUACUGGAUAGUUUCUGAAGCAGAUGAGAAUCUGACUUGGUUCUUUGACAAGUCUGAUGGCAGCUUCAACACCAAUGGUAGCGUCUUCUUCUACUACGGAUGCGAAAUGGACUCGAAUGCUCUGGCUUCCAUCUUUCAGGACUUCGUCUCUCAUGGACAUGCUGUAAUAGGUGAUUCCAACAUCGAGUCUCAACUUGGCCGCGUUGCAUAG